Sapajus apella (tufted capuchin) is the source of this 4294-nucleotide messenger RNA. RefSeq names its product immunoglobulin superfamily member 1 (gene IGSF1). The record is from RefSeq and is a predicted model, not a curated record. The coding region runs from base 311 to 4003 and encodes 1230 amino acids. The transcript has 19 exons. Lineage: Eukaryota; Metazoa; Chordata; Mammalia; Primates; Cebidae. Gene Ontology annotation, cellular component: plasma membrane.
CAGGCAGAGUUGUUGUAGGUGGGCUCCCAGAGCCUGGCGCCGGGAGGGGAGGAGGUUAGGGCGGGCCGGCAGGCAGGCGGGGGAGAGAGGAAGGCGGGGCUCAGAGCCGGAGAGGCUGUCCUUAGACAGCUCUCCUCAUGCCGGGCAGUUUGCUGCAUCUGGAGGAGCUCACUGGAGAAUCUCCAACAUCGGAGCGGGCCUUCAACUACCAUCCCACCACCUGCUGAGGAGAAAAAUUCUUCAAGACUCAGAGUGCACAGCCAGCACCAGAGGCCCCGUGACCCUGGACAGACCAGGGGAGGGAGCCACCAUGCUGCAGACAUUCACUAUCUUGCUCUUUUGCAUUCGGAUGAGUCUGGGUAUGACAUCCAUAGUGAUGGAUCCUCAACCUGAGCUGUGGAUAGAGUCCAACUACCCCCAGGCCCCUUGGGAGAACAUCACGCUUUGGUGUCGAAGCCCCUCUCGGCUAUCGAGCAAGUUCCUGCUGCUGAAGGAUAAGACACAGAUGACCUGGAUCCACCCUUCCCACAAGACCUUCCAAGUUUCAUUCCUUUUAGGUGCCCUUACUGAAUCCAAUGCAGGUCUUUACCGGUGCUGCUACUGGAAAGAGACAGGCUGGUCAAAGCCCAGUAAAAUUCUAGAGUUGGAGUCACCAGGCCAGCUGCCCAAGCCCAUCUUCUGGAUCCAAGCCGAAACCCCUCCUCUUCCUGGAUGUAAUGUUAACAUCCUCUGCCAUGGCUGGCUGCAGGAUUUGGUAUUUAUGCUGUUUAAAGAGGGAUAUGCAGAGCCCGUGGAUUACCAAGUCCCAACUGGGACAAUGGCCAUAUUCUCCAUUGACAACCUGACACCUGAGGAUGAAGGGGUUUACAUCUGCCGCACUCAUAUCCAGAUGCUCCCCACCCUGUGGUCAGAGCCCAGCAACCCCCUGAAGCUGGUUGUAGCAGGACUCUACCCCAAACCAACUUUGACAGCUCAUCCCGGGCCCAUCAUGGCACCUGGAGAAAGCCUGAAUCUCAGGUGCCAAGGGCCAAUCUAUGGAAUGACCUUUGCUGUAAUGAGGGUUGAAGACUUGGAGAAGUCCUUUUACCACAAGAAGACAAUAAAAAAUGAGGCAUAUUUCUUCUUUCGGUCUUUGAAGAUCCAAGACACUGGACAUUACCUCUGUUUUUACUAUGAUGGGUCAUACAGAGGUUCACUCCUUAGUGAUGUCCUGAAAAUAUGGGUAACUGACACUUUCCCCAAGACCUGGCUACUUGCUCGGCCCAGUCCUGUGGUCCAAAUGGGUCAGAAUGUGAGCCUACGGUGUCGAGGACCAGUGGAUGGAGUGGGUCUUGCACUCUAUAAGAAAGGAGAAGACAAACCACUUCAGUUUUUGGAUGCCACCAGCAUCGAUGACAACACAUCAUUCAUCCUCAACAAUGUAACCUACAGUGAUACUGGCAUCUAUAGCUGCCACUAUCUUCUCACCUGGAAGACCUCCAUUAGGAUGCCAUCACACAACACCGUGGAGCUUAUGGUUGUAGAUAAGCCCCCUAAACCCUCCCUGUCAGCUUGGCCAAGCACUGUGUUCAAGCUAGGGAAGGCCAUCACCCUUCAGUGCCGAGUUUCUCAUCCAGUACUGGAAUUUUCUCUGGAAUGGGAAGAAAGAGAAACAUUCCAAAAAUUCUCGGAGGAUGGAGACUUCAUCAUCAGCAACGUGGACGGGAAAGGCACAGGGACCUACAGUUGCAGCUAUCGCAUAGAGACACAGCCUAACAUCUGGUCACAUCGCAGUGAGCCCCUAAAGCUGAUGGGGCCAGCAGGCUAUCUCACCUGGAAUUACGUUCUGAAUGAAGCUAUUAGGUUGUCCCUAAUCAUGCAGCUUGUUGCCUUGCUGUUGGUUGUGCUGUGGAUAAGGUGGAAGUGUCGGCGACUCAGAAUCAGAGAAGCCUGGUUGCUGGGAACAGCUCAAGGGGUCACCAUGCUCUUCAUAGUCACGGCCCUUCUCUGCUGUGGACUGUGCAAUGGGGUAUUGACAGAAGAGACUGAAAUAGUCAUGCCAACCCCUAAGCCUGAGCUGUGGGCAGAGACGAACUUUCCUCUGGCCCCGUGGAAGAACUUAACCCUCUGGUGCAGAAGCCCUACGGGCUCAACUAAGGAGUUUGUGUUGCUAAAGGAUGGGACCGGGUGGAUCGCAACUCGCCCGGCCACGGCGCAGGUCCGGGCUGCCUUCCCCCUUGGCGCCCUGACCCAGAGCCAUGUCGGGAGCUACCACUGCCAUUCAUGGGAGGAGAUGGCUGUAUCGGAGCCUAGUGAGGCACUUGAGCUGGUGGGGACAGACAUCCUCCCCAAACCUGUCAUUUCUGCUUCCCCCCCAGUCCGGGGCAAGGAACUACAAAUCCGGUGCAAAGGGUGGCUGGCAGGCAUGGGGUUUGCUCUGUAUAAGGAGGGAAAGAAAGAACCUGUCCAGCAACUUGGUGCUGUUGGAAGAGAAGCCUUCUUUACAAUAAAAAGAAUGGGGGAUAAAGACGAAGGCAAUUACAGCUGCCGCACUCACACUGAAAAGCGCCCCUUCAAGUGGUCUGAGCCCAGUGAGCCCCUAGAGCUUGUCAUAAAAGAAUUCUACCCCAAACCCACUCUCCUGGCACAGCCAGGUCCUGUGGUGUUUCCUGGGAAGAAUGUGACCCUGCGCUGCCAAGGAAAUUUCCAGGGCAUGAGGUUUGCCCUCUUGCAGGAGGGAGCCCAGGUUCCCUUACAGUUCCGGAGUGCCUCAGGGAACUCAGCUGACUUCCUUCUCCACACUGUUGGAGCAGAGGACUCUGGGAACUAUACCUGUAUCUACUAUGAGACAACCAUGUCAAACAGGGGGUCAUAUCUCAGUAUGCCCCUUAUGAUCUGGGUGACUGACACAUUCCCUAAGCCAUGGUUGUUUGCUGAACCCAGUUCUGUGGUUCCCAUGGGGCAGAAUGUUACUCUCUGGUGCCAAGGGCCAGUCCAUGGAGUAGGAUACAUUCUGCACAAAGAAGGAGGAGCCACUUCAAUGCAGCUCUGGGGAUCGACCAGUAAUGAUGGGGUGUUCCCCAUCACCAACAUAUCUGCUGCUAGCAUGGGGCGGUACAGCUGCUGCUACCACCCUGACUGGACCAGUUCUAUUAAGAUACAACCUAGCAACACCCUGGAACUCAUAGUCACAGGUUUACUCCCCAAACCCAGCCUAUUAGCCCAGCCUGGUCCCAUGGUGGCCCCUGGAGAAAAUAUGACUCUUCAAUGUCAAGGGGAACUGCCAGACUCAACAUUUGUCCUGUUGAAGAAGGGGACUCAGGAGCCCUUAGAGCAACAGAAGCCAAGUGGGUACAGGGCUGACUUCCGGAUGUCAGCAGUGAGAGGUGAAGAUUCUGGGAUCUACAGCUGUGUUUAUUAUUUGGACUCUGCUCCCUUUGCAGCUUCAUAUCACAGUGACUCCCUGGAGAUCUGGGUGACUGAUAAGCCCCCUAAACCCUCUCUGUCAGCCUGGCCCAGCACCAUGUUCAAGCUAGGGAAGGACAUCAUCCUUCAGUGCCGAGGACCCCUGCCAGGUGUUGAAUUUGUCUUAGAACAUGAUGGAGAAGAAGCACCUCAGCAGUUUUCAGAGGAUGGAGACUUUGUCAUCAACAAUGUAGAAGGAAAAGGCAUUGGAAACUACAGCUGCAGCUACCGCCUCCAGGCCUACCCUGAUAUCUGGUCAGAGCCUAGUGAUCCCCUGGAGCUGGUGGGGGCAGCAGGGCCUCUUGCUCAGGAGUGCACUGUGGGGAACAUUGUCCGAAGUACCCUGAUCGUGGUGGUUGUUGUAGCCUUGGGGGUAGUGCUAGCCAUAGAGUGGAAGAAGUGGCCUCGACUGCGAACCAGAGGCUCAGAGACAGAUGGAAGAGACCAGACCAUUGCCCUCGAAGAGUGUAACCAAGAAGAAGGAGAACCAGGCACCCCCACCAACUCUGGUUCCUCAAGCUCUCAGAGAAUCUCUGUGGAACUGCCAGUUCCAAUAUAAUAAUCUCUUCCUUUACAAGAACUUUCCUCUCCUCUCUCUUGCUCUCAGAGACCUAUAAAUCCAACUAGUUACCCUGCAAGUCAGCCCCAUCUGCUGUUCCUUGGUCUCUAAUCACCUGAGCUGGGUAAAGGGGAUUCUGGGAGUUGAGAGCUCUGCCAGUGUGAGAUGUUUUCUGAAGACAGGGUCCCCACCCCUGUAACUCCUCACUGUACUGAUUUACUGGCGCAUGAAAUUCUAUUAAAAAUGCAUUCUUCUGAAUAAAAAGAGUAUUCACUAUUUAACUGCAAAAAC